Molecule: messenger RNA, 939 nt
Organism: Helianthus annuus (common sunflower)
Lineage: Eukaryota; Viridiplantae; Streptophyta; Magnoliopsida; Asterales; Asteraceae
Product: ESF1 homolog
Exons: 4
Coding region: 1-939 (312 amino acids)
Source: RefSeq, a predicted model, not a curated record
AUGUUUGGUGAUAUUCUGGUGUUUGGUUCUAAACCGGUGAGCUUAGACGAUGUUCCUGAUAUGUCAUUCUUUGAUGAUAAUAGAACAAAAGCUGUGGAAGACAGAGUUUCAAAACUUGAAAAAGAAAAAGCUGCUUCAGAUGAGAAGAUGAAAAACUUAGAAGCAGAGAAUGUGGUUUUGAAUAAUGAGGUUCAAUCGUUGAAUGAAAAGGUCGUAAGUCUUGAAGCUGGGAAUGUUGCGCUUAAUGAAGUUGUUCAAGGCUUAGUGACUACGAACGAACAGUUGUCUACUUCGAAUACAAUGUUGAUGUCAAAGAAUGAGAUAUUGAAGAAGAUGGUUAACAACCACAAAGCAGACAAGAAGCUGAAAUCAAAACAAAUCGAGAUGCUAGUUGAGGCUCAGAGGACAGAAAGAGAAAAGAAAGCAGCUGAGGAAGCAGCAGAGGCAACUAAAGACAAAGGAAAACAAAAUAUCAUCGAAUACAGUAAUGAUGAUGACGACGAAGAUGAAGAUGAGGAUGAAGAAGAAAAAGAUGAUGGAUUCAAAGCCAUCGAUGAUUACAAAGAUAGUGAUGAUGAUCAAGGUGGAGGCGGAAAUCUUCAGAUAAACGAAGAAAGAGAUGUAGCUGACCCUAAGGGGGAGAGUGGUUCGGGUGCUAUUCACGAUGAAGAAUCAGCUGGAAUCUUCACAGAGGCUGUUCCAAUUAACUCUAUUCCAGCUGAUACACUAAAGUUGAUGGAGAGAUUGGGUAUAACCGAUGAAUCGUUCAAAUUUGAUUUCGAAGAAGUGUUAGAGAAGAUAAACCUGAAUGAAGCUGAAAGUUAUGUUUUCAAGAAUGUAUCUGAAGUGAAUGAUUAUGACAACGUCGUCAUGGAGGAUGAUACUGAUUCCGAUAAAGAUGAGUCAUUUCAUUAUUCCUUAGCUAGGAAGUUUCCUUAA